AUGAGCCUGCAGGCAAGCUCGUUUUCUAGUUUUAACCAGUCUUUUUCAAAUGUAUCGAUUGCAUACCCUGGCGGGUACAUGAUUUUUGGAUGCGAUCCUUUCAAAAAAUUACUCUCCAAUACUGAUGGAAGUUAUUCAAUAGUAAAGAUGUUCGAAUCGUCAUCUUUGCUUGUGGUAGUAGGCAGUGGUGUCCAACCAGCCUUUUCUCCUAGGCGAUUAAAGAUAAUGGAUAUUAAGCGAGGCAAAAUGAUUUGUGAGUUGACAUAUAUCACAUCGAUAAAAAAUAUAGAACUCAACCAAAACAAACUUAUAGUAUCCCUACAAAAUGAAAUUUACAUAUAUGAAGUUGAAGGGAUGAAACUGAUACAUGUUAUCAAAGGUAUAUUUAACCCUGAAGGUCUAAUCUCGAUAUCAUUUUCAUUUGAAAACAACUAUCUGGCAUAUUCCUCCUAUCCGUUGGCACAACACGAUCCAAACUUCAACGAUGGGACUGGAAGUUUGUAUAACACUGAGUCUGGUGCAGGUACUCCAUUGAGUCGAGAUGAUGAUGCCAAUACUUUCAAUGAUUCAGAGGAUGGGAGCGGAUCAGUAAUGACAAAUGAAACCGGGAACGUUGUACCCACAUCAAAUACUGAAGAAGCAGCAUUGAUAGGUGUUCAAACUCCAAGUAAUCGAAAGACAAAGAACAACGUGAAACAAAAAGGCGAUAUAACAAUUUUUAACCUGAAAACGUUACAACCUUCAAUGGUUGUAGAAGCACAUAAAUCUGAGAUAAGCGCUGUUUCGUUGAGUUCUGAUGGGACCUUGUUAACCACUGCUUCCAAGCAAGGCACAAUUAUAAAAGUAUUUAGGGUGUGUGAUGGUGUGAAUAUAUGUCAGUUUAGAAGGGGAACUUAUUCAGUCAGGGUUAAUGACAUACGGUUUAGUCAGGACAACGAAUACUUAACUGUUACUAGCUCCUCCAGUACCAUCCACAUAUUUCAGGUGAAAGUUGAGGAAAAGCCGGAACGUGGGGCGAAUGGUCCCGAAAUUGCGGGACAAGAAGAACGAGAUUUAAAUGUUGUGGAUUCGACAGGUGCCAAGAAGCACCAGAACCCGUGGUCAAUGAGCGACGUGUUUAAAAGCUCAUCGAAAGGGAUAACCAAAAGGGCAACGAAACAGAUCACCCAAAUGUUCCCCUUUGGCGAAUCGAACUCCACAGAAGAAUUAGAGCCCAGGCGUAAUAUAGCGUAUUGCAAAAUUCCAGGACACAAGUCACACCAUACGGCGAUAGCAUAUGUCGAACAGUUACAACAAGUGUCCCUAGAUGAUUAUCCUGAAUUGGCCCUGAGAAAGAACUUCACAGCUACGGAUAAGAACACCAUAGCGAUCAGGCCCUUAAAGGUCGUUACCUCGGAAGGAUUAUACUAUAGGUUUAUGUUCGCUCCUGAAAAGGGGGGUGAGUGCACCUUAGUAUCGCAGUACUCUCUAUUAGACAGCUGA
Huiozyma naganishii CBS 8797 is the source of this 1482-nucleotide messenger RNA. It is a transcript of the gene ATG18, whose product is annotated as phosphoinositide binding protein ATG18. Gene Ontology annotation, biological process: autophagy of mitochondrion; protein lipidation; protein localization to phagophore assembly site. The record is from RefSeq and is a predicted model, not a curated record. Gene Ontology annotation, cellular component: extrinsic component of membrane; fungal-type vacuole membrane; phagophore assembly site membrane. The coding region runs from base 1 to 1482 and encodes 493 amino acids. Gene Ontology annotation, molecular function: protein binding; phosphatidylinositol-3,5-bisphosphate binding; phosphatidylinositol-3-phosphate binding. Lineage: Eukaryota; Fungi; Ascomycota; Saccharomycetes; Saccharomycetales; Saccharomycetaceae. The transcript has a single exon.